AUGACCCUAGAGGCGCGAAACGAUCUGUUCAUGUGCAAAACAUUUCCUUCCAGUCUGACGGGAGUAGCUCUAGAAUGGUUUAAGAAUCGGCCAUGCAAAUCAAUUUCAAACUUCGAGACAUUGUGUAUUGCAUUCUUAGCCCAGUACUGCGGAAACAAGAAACAGAAAAAGGCCAUUGCCAGUCUUUUCACAAUCCAGCAAAUAAAGGGGAAGGCCUACAAACCUUUCUCACUCGGUUCAAUAUGGAAUCCUCGGGCAUGCCGUAUUACAACUAAGAUAGCCAUGGUACAAGGUACAUGUUUUCAUUCUUCACUGGUGAAAAAGACUCUGGCUAACAUGUCAGAGUUGAAUUCAAGAGCGCAAAACUACAUCAGAUUAGAAGAGAACGAAAUGACAAUGCAGCAAAGAGCGACUCUGGUCACGGUAAAAAUUCGACCGAAGAAGCACCUGAGCACCUCAAGAGCUCAACGGGAACCCCCGAGCAUUGAAGGAAGAGCCCUAGAGAAAAAGUCUCAAAUAAUUGAGAAGGUAACACCUUUCAAAGUAACGCUAGCCAGAUUGUAUCAGGAGACUAAGGGUAGGAACAUUUUCCAAAUCCCUCCACCAAUCAGACAGCCGAUGGAAUAG
Cornus florida is the source of this 627-nucleotide messenger RNA. RefSeq lists its product as uncharacterized. The record is from RefSeq and is a predicted model, not a curated record. The transcript has a single exon. NCBI's taxonomy places the organism in Eukaryota, Viridiplantae, Streptophyta, Magnoliopsida, Cornales, Cornaceae. Bases 1 to 627 code for a protein of 208 amino acids.